AUGAGGUUCUUCAAACAUUCGUUGCCCUUUGUGGCAACGGCACUUUCGCUCCUCACAGGCACUGACGCCCGGUCGCAAGAACCAAAUGCCAUCCAACGCGUUUCGAGCCUCGAUCAUACAACGAUAAACACGCCCUCCCAUCAAAUAGACCAUCUCUCCCACUUCGAUAUAACGUUCAGUCUUCGUGACAAGAACCAAAGAAUCAAAUUAGAGCUAGAACCGAACCAUGACAUUCUCGCCGAAGACGCUUUUGUACAGUACCUAGACGCCGAUGGAAACGUCCGACGAGAGGAGGCUAUCCCGCGACAUGAACACAAAGUCUUCAAAGGAAGGUCCUUGAAGGGACGAGGGAAGGGCAUGUGGGACCCGGUGGGCGAGGCCAGAAUCUACAUCAAGAACGACGGACCCCAGCCACUCUUCGAAGGUGUUUUCAGCAUCAACGGCGACAAUCAUCACGUGGAAUUAAAAUCGACCUACUUGGAAAAGAAGCGCUCCCAAGAUGUUGACAUCCCCGACCGGAAAGGCGAUUACAUGAUCUUUUACCGUGAUUCUGACAUGAUCCGACAAAUCCAUACCGACCUGAAGCGCUCGCUCCCUCUCUCUUCGUCGUGCUCGGCAGACAAGCUUGGCUUCAAUGCCGACCCCAAUCACCCGGUUCUUCAACCUCUCGAGCAGGAGAACAUGGGAACCUGGGGAGCUAUGUCCCUAAACUCCAUGUUUGGGCUGAACAAGCGGCAGUCUGAUAUCGGUGGCUCUUCGGGAAAUGCCGGCGGAGUGAACCUGAAGUCAACUAUUGGUAGCACUUCGGGCUGCCCCAACACCAAGCAGGUUGCGCUCAUCGGUAUCGCCACUGACUGUGAAUUCACCGGCUCGUUCAAAGAUGAAGAGGCGGCCAAGCAAUGGGUUAUCAACACCGUCAAUAGUGCAUCCAACGUCUAUGAGAAGUCGUUCAACAUCUCCAUCGGUCUACGGAAUUUGACCGUGACAGACAAGGAAUGCCCGGAAAGCCCGCCGUCUUCAACCGAGUGGAACAUGCCUUGUUCAAAGGGGAACAUCACGUCCCGCUUAGACCUGUUCUCCAAGUGGCGUGGACAGCAAAAGGACGAGAACGCAUACUGGACUUUGAUGAGCAAUUGUCCUACGGGUCCCGAAGUCGGAUUGGCAUGGCUGGGGCAGCUGUGCAACGCGGAAGUCUCUAGUGAUGGCGCCAACUCUGUCAGCGGAACCAAUGUCGUCGUCCGCUCCUCGGGAGGUGGAUGGCAGAUCUUUGCUCACGAGUCGGGCCACACGUUUGGGGCGGUUCACGAUUGUGAUUCCCAAACCUGUAAACAGAACCUUGCGGCAUCUUCCCAGUGCUGUCCGUAUACUGCCGACGAGUGUGAUGCGAAGUCACAAUACAUCAUGAACCCAAGCACGGGCCAGGACAUUACCAAGUUCUCGCAGUGCACAAUUGGCAACAUCUGCUCUGCCCUUGGUCGCAACAGCGUCAAGUCUACCUGCCUUUCCGAUAACCGCGGAGUUACUACUUACACGGGUGGUCAAUGUGGUAAUGGUAUCGUCGAGUCUGGUGAAGACUGCGAUUGUGGUGGGGAGGAAUCUUGCGGCGACAACAAGUGCUGUGAUGCCAAAACCUGCAAGUUCAAGGAUAAUGCGCAAUGUGACGAUGCCAACGACAGUUGCUGCUCGAGCUGCAAAUUUGCCAAGGCCGACACAGUCUGCCGGGCCAGUCGCGGUGAAUGUGAUGUCGAAGAGAAGUGCACUGGAAAUUCGAGCACCUGUCCUUCUGAUCACUUCAAGGAUGAUGGUUCGAAGUGUGGCAACUCCUCGUCUGGUUUGACCUGCGCUAGCGGCCAGUGCACUAGUCGAGAUUACCAAUGCCGCAGCGUUAUGGGCAGCCUGCUGCACAGCAAUGACACCAAUGCCUGCAGUCAAUUCAACGACAAAUGCGAGAUCAUCUGCUCCUCUCCAGGCUUCGGCCAGUGCGUGAGUGUCAACCAGAAUUUCUUGGACGGAACUCCUUGCGGCAGCGGUGGUCACUGUGACAAUGGAAGCUGCAAGGGAUCUAGCGUCAAAAACUGGAUCGAUGACCACAAGAACGUGGUGAUCGGUAUUGCCUGCGGUGUGGGAGGUCUCAUUGUCCUUGCCAUCUUGUGGUGCCUGAUCAACCGGUGUCGCCGCUCUCGACCUGCCGCAAAGCCGAUGCCUCCCCGGGUUCCCUACGGCGGCUGGCAAGGCCCGAUGCCGCCGCCACCACGACCUCCCAUGGGCCAGUGGCCCAACGUACCGACGCGAGGAUAUCAAGGACUCGCCACGGAACCUCCUCCUCCCCCUUACCCCGGUCCAUCAUACAACAACCCCGGGGGUGCAGGCUACAUGCCUCCUCCGGCGCGAUACGCAUGA
Messenger RNA from Aspergillus steynii IBT 23096, 2400 nucleotides. RefSeq names its product ADAM family of metalloprotease ADM-B (gene admB). The transcript has 2 exons. The coding region runs from base 1 to 2400 and encodes 799 amino acids. Lineage: Eukaryota; Fungi; Ascomycota; Eurotiomycetes; Eurotiales; Aspergillaceae. Gene Ontology annotation, biological process: proteolysis. The record is from RefSeq and is a predicted model, not a curated record. Gene Ontology annotation, molecular function: metalloendopeptidase activity.